This is a messenger RNA of Chelonia mydas (Green sea turtle), 567 nucleotides long. RefSeq names its product BANF family member 2 (gene BANF2). The coding region runs from base 230 to 502 and encodes 90 amino acids. The record is from RefSeq and is a predicted model, not a curated record. The transcript has 3 exons. Gene Ontology annotation, molecular function: DNA binding. NCBI's taxonomy places the organism in Eukaryota, Metazoa, Chordata, Testudines, Cheloniidae.
GCCAGCGGCCCACGAGCGAUCGGGGGAAGGAGCCUGCAGCGGGGUUGCCAGGCGAGCGGGGACUCCCCGAGCACUUCCAGGGAGCGGGCAGAGCUCACGCCUAGCGCCCCCCCCUCGCUUUGCAAGCGCUGAAGCGAAGGGACUGGGGACGUGGGAUCCGAACAGCAGAGGAGGAAACCGCCACUGGAGCAGACUCCGUCCGCGGUGCCCUGGGUCCGGGGCAGGGAUCAUGGCGACCGGAACCCAGAAGUUCAAAGCGUUUGUGUCUGAGCCGAUGGGCGAUAAGGACGUUACAGCAGUGGAUGGCAUUAAUGACGAGCUUGGACUAAAAUUAGCUACAAAGGGUUUUGACAAGGCAUACAUCCUUCUGGGCCAAUUCCUCCUGUUAAAAAAGGACCAUGCGGUUUUCCAAAGGUGGCUGAAAGGGGCAUAUGGAGCCAGUCCGAGCCAGGCUCAGCGGUGCGCCUCCUGUCUGACAGACUGGUGCUACGCCUUCCUCUAGGGAGCUGGCUGCAUAGCCCUCGUGGUGUGUUCUGUGGACUGCAAUAAAGUCUUUCCUGCCUUGAA